AUGUCAUAUCCUCCGCCUCCAGGUUCAGGUUACAACCCUUCACCGCCCUCGUCACUUCCUGCGCGGCCCCCACCGUCCGCGGUCAGUCCUGCGCCAGUCUUCAAACCGGCCACAAGCACGACGAGUAAACCUGCCUUCACGGCCUUUGCACCACGAUCGGUAGCUGCGGCGAACACCUAUCGCUCAAGCAGCCCAGCUCAGUACUCGGCCGCUCCCAUCACAUCAUAUGCGCCAGCCCCUCAAUAUCAGCAACAAGCACAAUAUGACCCUUCGUACCCUGCCUCUCCUCAAAUCCGCAACCCUUUCGUCCCUCCCUCCGACAGCUCUUCAGCCCCAGGUGCUUUCCCGCCCGGCUAUGACCCGGAGUACGAGGCUCAAGUUCAGCAAUGGCAAAGUGCCUACUUGAACAAAGAUAGCGGUGGAACAUUCACGUCUGUACCAAAACCAGCAGGUGCACAGAACCUACCAACCAAAACCGACACCACUGCCAAAAAAGAAGAGACACCGAAAACUGUCCAGCGUGCAGGAGGAGGGACGACGUGGACUGACUCAACUCUGCUAGAGUGGGAUCCUGCGCAUUUCCGCAUUUUCGUCGGCAAUCUUGCUGGUGAGGUUACAGACGAAUCGCUGCUCAAAGCCUUCUCUCAAUAUCCCUCCGUGCAGAAGGCGCGAGUGAUUCGUGACAAGAGAACCACAAAAUCCAAGGGCUUCGGCUUCGUCAGCUUUGCCGAUGGAGAUGAUUACUUUCGUGCUGCAAGAGACAUGAACGGCAAAUACGUCGGAAGUCAUCCAAUCGUGGUGAAGAAAGCCGUUACGGACGUGCGGCCUACGACGCAGAAGCAACACAAGGGCAAGGGGGCGGGCGGACAUGGCAAGGUGCAGCAUGGUGGAGUGAGCAAGAAGCAGCCCAAGACGAAAGGAGGCUUGAAGGUUUUGGGUUGA
Messenger RNA from Exophiala xenobiotica, 942 nucleotides. RefSeq lists its product as uncharacterized. The record is from RefSeq and is a predicted model, not a curated record. The transcript has a single exon. Bases 1 to 942 code for a protein of 313 amino acids. Gene Ontology annotation, molecular function: mRNA binding. NCBI's taxonomy places the organism in Eukaryota, Fungi, Ascomycota, Eurotiomycetes, Chaetothyriales, Herpotrichiellaceae.